UGACGUGUCUUGUGUGUGUUCGUCUGACUGGGACAGCUCUGUGGUUAAAAAGCCCAGUCCCGGUGACAUCAGCAGGGAGAAGGUUUGGCCUGACUGCUGUCAUCCUCCUCCUCCUCCUCCUCCUCCUCCUCCGCGGGAUAAAAGCAUGAGGAGCAGCCGGCGGGGCGCCGCGGAGCUCCACCAGGCGCACCGCUGAUCUGCAGCUCGGGGUCGGUGAAGGGAGAGGGGAGGAGGGCCGAGCGAUCAGCAAGCGCAGCGCCUCGCAGGCGCGAUGUUGGGCAACAGAAAGAAGACGGCCGCGGCGGCGAAGAACGGAGCCGGGACGUCCAGGUCGAAGGCCAUCGAUCCGCUGAGGAAUCUCGGAGUUGGUGAGGAUGAAGAUGUGAAGCGGAUGUUGCAGGGCUCCAGUAUGGUGAAGGUCCGCUCACCUCGCUGGCAGAAGCGACGAACUCUAAAGCUGCUGGAUGACGGAGUCACUGUCUGGUGUCAGUCCCACAAAACGUCCAACCGCGCCAAGGAACAACAAUCCUUUUCCAUCAUGGAGGUGGAGUGCAUUCGGGAGGGUUGCCAGUCAGAGAUGUUGCGGCAGUUGGGUAGCUCAGUCCCUGAGGGCCGGUGUUUCACAGUGGUCUUCAAAGGGCCCAGGAAGAGCCUGGAUCUCCUCUGCCAGAGCCAGGAGGAGGCUCAACACUGGGCCCGCGGCAUCCGGACACUGCAAGGGAGAGUGGAGAAUAUGACCCAGAAGGAAAAACUUGACCACUGGAUUCAUGCUUACCUGAGUCGCGCUGACCAGAACCACGAUGAUAAGAUGAGCUAUGAAGAAGUCCAGACACUGCUGCAGAUGAUCAAUAUUGAUCUGAGUGACCAAUAUGCCCGCAGCCUAUUCCAGAAAUGUGACCGGUCAGCUGAUGGUCGUCUGGACCACGGGGAGAUUGAAGUUUUCUGCAGGGAGCUGUUACGGAGACCGGAACUUGAUGCUGUGUUUAUUCGCUACUCUGCAAAUGGCUGUGUACUCUCCACUGUGGACCUGAAGGAUUUCUUGAAGGACCAGGGGGAGGACCCUUCACUCAUCCAUGCUCAAAGCCUCAUACUCACAUAUGAACUAAAUGAGUGGGCCCAGAGGAACCAGUUCAUGACCCCCAAUGGCUUCACUAUGUACAUGCUGUCUAAGGAGAACUGUGUCUUCAACCCGGAACAUGCAAGGGUUUACCAAGACAUGAAACACCCACUGGCGCACUACUUCAUCUCGUCCUCCCACAACACAUACCUCACUAAGGACCAGCUUACGGGGGACAGCAGCACUGAGCCCUACAUCCGAGCGCUGAGUCACGGUUGUCGUUGUGUGGAGCUGGACUGCUGGGAUGGAGAUAAAGGAGAGCCAGUCAUCUACCACGGACACACACUCACCUCCAAAGUGCCGUUUGCCAAAGUCAUUGAGGUUAUAAAUGAGUACGCUUUUAAAGCGUCUCCCUACCCUCUGAUCCUGUCCCUGGAGAACCACUGCUCUGUGGAGCAGCAGACAGUCAUGGCUCAAAUCCUGCGAUCCACCCUGGGAGACAAGCUGCUCACCAAGCCUCUCGGAGGGCUGGACUCUCACAGCCUGCCUUCUCCAGAGGAUCUCAAAGGGAAAAUCAUUGUGAAAGGAAAGAAGGAGCUCGCGGUUGGGGAGUGCUCAUCGAGCACUUCGGACCUCAGCUCCUCAGACGAGGAGGCCAGCAGGACCGAAGGCAAACCACCCCCCAAAAACGGGGGCCAGUCACUCCAGCCAAGUGUGUCCAAGCUGAGUCCAGAGCUGUCCGAGCUGGUCGUGUACACGCGCAGUGUUCAUUUUAAAAGCUUUGAACAAGCAGCGAGAAACCCAGCAAGCGAACUGUCCUCCUUCUCUGAAAGUGAAGCUCUCAGGCACAUAAAGGACUCGGGGAUGUAUUUUGUGCGUCACAACAGUCACCAGCUCAGCAGGAUCUACCCCUCAGGACAGCGCCUCCAGUCGUCCAACUACAACCCUCAGGAGAUGUGGAAUGCAGGCUGUCAGAUUGUUGCUCUGAACUUCCAGACGCCCGGUGAGCAGAUGGACCUUAACCAAGGACGGUUCCUGCAGAACGGUCGGUGCGGGUACAUCCUGAAACCUCCCUUCAUGUGCCAGCUCGGCACCACCUUCAACCCGGAGAACGUUGGUGGAGGUCCAGGCCACAGCCCUGUGCUGCUCACAGUUCGGGUUCUCUCAGCCCAGCAGCUGCCCAAACCAGAAUGGGACAAGCCCAGCUCCAUUGUGGACCCCCAGGUGUGGGUGGAGCUACAUGGGGCUCCCAUUGACAACAAUAAGAAGAAGACUCAACAUGUUGACAACAAUGGAUUCAACCCGCGGUGGGACUGUACAUUUAACUUCACCGUCCAUGUCCCCGACUUGGCUCUGGUUCGCUUCAUGGUGGAGGACCAUGACUAUACCUCGAGCAAUGACUUCCUGGGGCAGUACACGCUGCCUUUCACCAGUCUCCGCACAGGCUAUCGUCAUGUCCGACUGCUCAAGCUGGACGGCUCCAGCCUUUCGCCCGCCUCUCUCUUUGUCCACGUCGCGGUCGGCCCCUGCGAGAGCAGUCCCCACAAAUCCUCAGCAAAAUCACCGGCCAGGUCUCCGUCCAAGGCGCCCUAAUCCCCUCCCCCCCUCCCUCUGCCCUGGCAACAAGGAGCACGAAGGCCGCAGAGGGAGGUGGCCAGAUUGGCAUUGAAAGAUGUAGUUCCGAGGUCCAAAAACUCAACGGUUAUAAACUUUUAUUACAACAUUGAUCAGGGUUUGAUUCUCAGAGCAGGACUGAACAGCUUGAUGUCAACCCAUCAAUCCAGCCUGCAUAUAUGAAUUUAUAUGAGACCGAUGCCCAAAUUUGGUGCUAGAUUUUAUCUCCAAAUUCUAAACAUACAUGCUAACAUGAAAACUAGUUAUCCUUUUAAAAAAAUAUAUAUAUAUUUAUCUUGUUCUAGUGUUUAUUUAAAUUUGAAUAGAAAAGCCUGUGAUUUGAAAAUUACUCUUUAGAAAGUGUAGAUUUUAUUUAUUCUCUCUGGUAUGUGAAGCAGCCAACCUCUAUGACGUGUGAGAUGACAUAUUCAGCUCCUACAGACUCUGGGGGUCCCAGGCAACAUGGGACCCUGGGGCAGUUGAACAUAAGUAUUUGUAAAGGGUACCUGUUUACACGGCAUUGGUCGUCUACCAGUUGAAUCAGGCUGGGGUAAAAAAAAAAACUUUCUUUCACUUUCUUCUCUGUCUUUGGGGUGACACUCCUGACCCCAUGUACAAACAGCAGGUCACAUGAGGACACUUUAGGAUGUGACUUGAAGCUGGUGAGAAACCCUUUUCCACAGAUUCCACAGUGUCCAGAGGGUCGCGAAUCUCCAUGCUCAUGUAUUAAGAUAAAAGAAAUAAUCCAAACCUGUCCUUUCAACCUAUUCAUUGAGAUGUUCAGGUGUAAAUGCAGCUCUCUCAGAAUGAAUUUCCAACGGGGCGUUCUCCCUAAUACUUCUGUACCUAUCGAAUGCCAUAUGCAAAAUCAAAGAGAGCUUAAUUGACAAAAAAAAAAAAAGAGUCGCCCUUGUUGCUGCUUGUCAGAGACGUGCGGUGAAACUGUACCAUCCAAUACUUUUAUAAUGUAGCCUUGCGUAUUAUGAUCAAUGGUAAACCGAUUCUGAUGACAUUACUUUUUAUAGUCUUUUAUAUUAUAUCAUUUAUAUAUGCUAUAGCAAGACGAUGCCGGUCACUAGAUAGAGCUUCUUCUUAGCUUGUUAGAUGAGACGUAUGCAGACAUGCUCCAUAGUUCAAAUGACCUUGAUUUGUUUUAUAUGGCUUUGCCAUCGUUUUCUCCUAUGCCGAGUCAACCUGACUGACGGUCCUUUGCGACUUCUUGGUUUGUUCCCGUUUAUUAUUAGAGACUUUAGUGGCUUUAGUCAUCAUCAUCAUCAUCGUGUUUGGACAGAUCACACAACACAUCUCUUUGCUCGACAUCACUCUAUUAAGUAAUCCACUGUAGAUUAUCAUGUGAAAGGUUUUACACAGUGUUUUUAUUGAGAAAGUUGAUUUUUUUUUUCUUUUUUCCAUAGGAUUUGAGAACAUUCACAGUGUUUAUUUAAACAUGGCAAGAAGUGCAAUGAAUAUUCCAUAGUGGCUUUCUGUCAUAGAGAAUCCUUUGACUUGAAGCAGCUUUUCAAUCAGCACUGGCUGCAUUAAAAUGAAGACAGCCCGCUUGAAAUCAGUAUUAGGACAACCUGUCAACAUCUGUCCUGAGAGAUCCAAUCAUAAGUGGACAUCUCAGAGUUACACCAGUUCACUACCGGUGUUAGAAUGUUUCUCCAGGGAUCACUUGUGAUCAGAAUUCACUUCCUCGCGCCAUUUGCCAAUAGAAAUAUACGUCACUUCUCUUUGUAAAGAUCAAAUGACGUUGUUUUCAGCCAGUCACGUCUGUACAGAUGGGUCCUCUAUCAGUGUGUUUGAAAGCGGGAUUGGGGCCAAUCAAAUAAGAUUUUACUCAAUGUGUUGGUGGGUAUUGGUAGUGUGGCAGGGGCCACAAAAAAUCAAUGUAUAGGCAAUACUAAGACAUGAUUAGAGCUGCUGGCAAUAAUGUCAAACCAAAUCCGAGCCCUGUCUGUGACAAUAUUGCACUUACUCACAUGUAUGAAGAACCAGUGAAAGAUAUUCAUAUAUGAAAGAGACCAAAAUUGUGUCUUUUGAACUGUAGCCAUGAUAUCAAUAACUGUAACUAUACAUUUCAACACAUUGACGUUGUUCAUUGUUAAGUUUUUUUGUAACUGUUUGCUUUUGUGCUGCACCAGCUGUAUGUUCAUAAAUCCAAUAUUAUUUAUGUAAGCAGGUGAUAUAUAUAGACACAGUGAUAGAAUAGAAAUGUGAUAAUACGAACCCUAACCUGAACAGACUGAAGAACCUCAUGAUGUCAGAUGCUGUUUGACUAUGUGAAGUCCAAUUCUUAACCAUGCAGUCAAACGAUGCUUUCAACUGACAUGUAUUUUAACAGUGAAAAAUAAACUAAAAGUAGAAUUCCA
This is a messenger RNA of Scophthalmus maximus (turbot), 5043 nucleotides long. RefSeq names its product 1-phosphatidylinositol 4,5-bisphosphate phosphodiesterase delta-3-A-like. The record is from RefSeq and is a predicted model, not a curated record. Gene Ontology annotation, molecular function: calcium ion binding; phosphatidylinositol-4,5-bisphosphate phospholipase C activity. The coding region runs from base 272 to 2650 and encodes 792 amino acids. Lineage: Eukaryota; Metazoa; Chordata; Actinopteri; Pleuronectiformes; Scophthalmidae. Gene Ontology annotation, biological process: lipid metabolic process; intracellular signal transduction. The transcript is spliced from 15 exons.